UAACCACAAGUCCAUGUGGAAAAAAUGUCUUCUUUUGCAAGGAGAACAAGCAUUAGCAAACCCAGCUAUGGCCAUGACUACAAGUGGGUGGAGAGCCCCUCUGAAGAGCUACUCUGUAAGCUAUGCUUACGUGUAGCCACGGACCCCUAUCAGCACAGAUAUGGAAGCAGAGGUUGUGGAAAGGUGUUUUGCAAGCGAUGUUUAGUCUAUCAUCUCGACCAGGUGUUCAAGUGUCCUUGCUGCAAGAAACCUCCAAGGAUGUAUGAAAAUCGACAGUGUGCAGAAAGGAUAAGCUCUCUUGAUGUCCAGUGUGAGAACCAGGACAAUGGCUGUGAGUGGGUGGGCCAGCUAGGAUCCCAUAACAAGCACGUCAAAUCAUGUGACUACGCCCUCAUACUAUGCCCUAGAAGCUGCCUGUCACAUGAUGGUAAUAAAGUAACAAAGCUCCCUAGGAGUGAGCUAGCUGAGCACCUGAAGCAGUGUCCCAAACGAGAAACUAAGUGCCGACACUGCAAGGUGGUGGGUGACCAUGAUACAAUGGCCGACCACUCUAGCAAAUGCCCCAGGGUAAGAGUAGCUUGCCCCAACCAUCCUUGCCCUGCAAAGACUUUCCGAUGCAACUUGUCGCUGCAUCAAGCUAGGUGCAGAUACGAACAAGUCAAAUGCAAGUACAGGAAGAUAGGGUGUUGGAAGACGCUACCUCGCGAGGACAUCGAAGAUCAUAAAGAUAAAAAUGAUGGUUUUCAUCUUGAGAUUGCUUGUGACCAAUUGGUGUCUUUAACUAAAAUGUUGGAUUUUACUAUCAUGUCCCCAUUUACUUUCAAAGUGAGACAUUUUGAACAACAGAGGACGAAAAACAAACUAUUUUGCAGCCACCCGUUUUACACUUCAUCUAGCGGCUACAAAAUGUUCGUAAAAGUGUACCUCAACGGCAGAGGCCAAGCUAAAGGCUCUCACGUUUCUGCUUAUGUCUGCAUUAUGAAAGGAGAAAACGAUAGUACAUUGAGCUGGCCAUUUGCAGGGUCCAUGACGAUAGAGAUUCUCAAUCAACACGUAGACAAGUACCAUUAUCAGGAGGUGGUGGUCCCAGGCAAUGAUAUGCAGAGAGUAGUGCAGGGGGAAUAUGGUACAGGCUACGGUAGCCCAGAGUUUAUAGCACACGAUCAGCUCAGGUUUACUCGUAUCAUAAACUGUCUGUACUUGAAGGACGACACACUGAUCUUCCGAGUGUCAGUCCACCCACGAGGCUACAAGCCCUGGCUAGAUUGCUCAAUGAACGCAGAGCAGGUAUCGGAUUCUGACUCAGACUAAAUUUGAACAUUCACAUUGUCAAGUAUGCUCACAUUACUUAUCAUCACUAUCCUGUUUGAUUGUAUAACAGUAUUUUGUUCUCAAGUUCAGACUCAACCAAUCAUGUUUCAGUACACACAUAUCAGCCUAUACAGUGUAUGCUACGCUUUGGACUGUACAUGCACGUGCAGACAGAUCCAGCGAAUUAAUCCUUCUAUAAAAUAUUUUGUUAUGUAAUUAUACAUAUACCACAAAUUG
This is a messenger RNA of Halichondria panicea, 1548 nucleotides long. Its product is annotated as TNF receptor-associated factor 4-like. Lineage: Eukaryota; Metazoa; Porifera; Demospongiae; Suberitida; Halichondriidae. Gene Ontology annotation, biological process: signal transduction; regulation of apoptotic process. Bases 25 to 1311 code for a protein of 428 amino acids. Gene Ontology annotation, molecular function: protein binding; zinc ion binding. The record is from RefSeq and is a predicted model, not a curated record. The transcript has 3 exons.